AUGCCCGGACACAAACGCCAACGCGGUCUGGAAGACAAACCCAUCGACAUUUCGAAAUUGAUGAGGUUUACUUCUUCACUCGAGGCUCUCAAGGGAGAACUCCUGGGGAUUGACGAGACGGAGGCGGAAAUGACUGAGCUGAUGAAACAUGUCAACGAACUGCAGGGCAUCCUGAAACCGUCGAAGAGCACGUUCCAAGUCGGGCCUCGUAUGGUUCUCGACGCUCUUCUAUUAUCGAUGGGGGAAAUCACUUCAAUAAUAGAUCCUGCGAAGGAUGUCGCCAUCAUUCCCGAAAUGAAGACGGGGGGUGCAGCUUUCUCCAAAGGCGGUUACCAAGUAGUUCUCGGUGGAAGUAUCGAUUAUGGUGUUGUUGAGUAUAUGAUAGACGAAGACGAUGAGGCUAAAGGUGGCCUUGUGGGGCCUGUUCUCCCGGAGCAUAUUUUUGAGGUCGCAUACGGAUUUUUCUUCCUUGUUGAAGCAAAACGACAUCACGCGGUAGGCGAACUGACGGCAUCCAUUCCUGAAGCCGUCACGCAGGCCAUGCUAAUCUCCAAGAACGCGAACAUUGACACCGUCCGUUUUUGUCUCUCGGACGGGAGUAUCUUCAUUUUCUUCGUGUUGCAACGCUGUGAGGAUGGAUAUACGUACUCCCAAUCAACACCGCGCUAUCUCGGUCUUCCGGAGGAGAGCCAUUUCGAUAUCCAAAUGGGCGAGAUCACCUUCUUGCUACUUGAAUGGGCACGUCCUUCCCAUACGCUCGAUGUUAUUCGUGGUCUCAUCGCACUCUAG
Coprinopsis cinerea okayama7#130 is the source of this 789-nucleotide messenger RNA. RefSeq lists its product as hypothetical. The transcript is spliced from 4 exons. Bases 1 to 789 code for a protein of 262 amino acids. Lineage: Eukaryota; Fungi; Basidiomycota; Agaricomycetes; Agaricales; Psathyrellaceae. The record is from RefSeq and is a predicted model, not a curated record.